Labrus mixtus (cuckoo wrasse) is the source of this 5666-nucleotide messenger RNA. Its product is annotated as zinc finger MIZ domain-containing protein 1-like. The transcript has 25 exons. The record is from RefSeq and is a predicted model, not a curated record. Gene Ontology annotation, molecular function: SUMO ligase activity; zinc ion binding. Gene Ontology annotation, biological process: protein sumoylation; regulation of transcription by RNA polymerase II. The coding region runs from base 640 to 3945 and encodes 1101 amino acids. Lineage: Eukaryota; Metazoa; Chordata; Actinopteri; Labriformes; Labridae.
CUAAUCGUCAUUCAUAAGCACCCGGAUGGUACCUGACCCGGGGUCUCUCCAGCAAGAUCCAGAGUACCAGCUGUGGCAGCGCACCGAUUUUGAUCCGAGUCCUUGCUCCUCUCCUCUCCUCUCCUUCCCUUCCUUCCUUCCUUCCCUCUUCCUGAUGGCUUCUCCGCGUACAAACCCGAAAAUCCGCGACACAUUUUGUCAGCAGCCACCGAGCAUGGGUCCCUCUGGUAAUAGAAUAGCCAAUGUAAUUUGACACUUCAACUUACUGCGCUCUCUCCGAGUCUAUUCAGUUACUCACCCACUGACGUUGAGCCCGUUCUCAGUGGCCAAGAAGGGGGGGGGACGAUAUUUAAAAAACAAGAAGCCGAGAAUUAACCGAGGACUUUUUCUGCGGCUGAACAACCCGGGACAGAAACAAGAGGCGCUGAAGUGUUUCCCCUCCUGGUGUGUGAAUGGGUGGGGGGGUUCUUGGUGGUGAAGAAUCAAGAGUUGAAGUCAACACAGUUCAGGUGACUACAGGGCAGCGCACCUCUGCAGCAGAGAUCGAGCAGACCACUGCAGAGGGGAGAUUCAUGAUCCAGCCAGCCGAGCGCUGCAGUUUAAUGGCUGGCAGGUAGAGGCCGAAGAGGGACAAUCAACAUGAACUCGAUUCCGUCGAUGGACAGACACAUACAGCAGACCAAUGACCGUCUGCUGUGUAUCAAACAGCACUUACAAAAUCCAGCAAAUUUCCAAACGGCAGCGACUGAGUUGCUGGACUGGUGUGGCGAUCCCCGAGCCUUCCAGCGCCCCUUCGAGCAAAGCCUGAUGGGAUGUCUAACGGUGGUCAGCCGUGUAGCAGCGCAGCAGGGCUAUGACUUGGACCUGGGCUACCGGCUCCUGGCUGUGUGCGCUGCCAACAGGGACAAGUUCACUCCAAAAUCAGCAGAAACCAGCUGCUGCAGGAGGUGUCAGUCUGACUCAGCUCUUCUGUCCUCGUGGUGCGAGGAGCUGGGACGCCUACUCCUCCUCCGUCACCAGAAGAACAGGCAAAACGAGCCUCCAGGAAAAGUGCCCAUGCAGCCCCCAAUGAGCUCCAUGAAGCCCGGCCUCUCGCACGGAGAUGGAUCUUUUCCCUACGACUCUGUUCCCUGGCAACAGAACACCAAUCAGCCUCCAGGUUCUUUGUCCGUGGUGACGACGGUCUGGGGGGUCACCAACACGUCACAGAGCCAGGUGUUGGCGAAUCACAUGGCCAACAACAACAAUCCAAUGAAUCCAGGGGGCAACCCGAUGGGCUCGGGUAUGUCGGGCAACAAUCCCGGGAUGAACUCUCCUCAGUUCCCCGGUCCUCAGCAGCAGUUUCCAAACAAAGGCAACGGAAACCAGGGCUACAUGCAGCAAGGCAUGUACGGACGACCCAACUACCCCGGAGGAGGAGGCUUUGGUGGCAAUUACCCCGGAGGACCCAACACUGGCCCUGGAGGAAUGGGCAUCCCCCCACACUCGCGUCAAACAUCGGACUUCAGCCAGCCUGCUGCUGCUGCCGCGGCCGCCGCAGUCGCUGCUGCCGCAGCCACAGCGACUGCCACUGCCACAGCCACCGUAGCCGCCCUGCAGGAAACCCAAAACAAGGACAUGAACCAAUACGGACCGAUGAGUUCCUCUUUUCAGAUGGGACCAAACCAGGCGUACAACAGCCAGUUCAUGAACCAGCCGGGACCCCGUGGCCCUCCGUCCCUCCCCGGGAACAUGGGCGCAGGCAUGAAUCCAUCAAACAUAAGCGGGCCACCGAUGGGAAUGAACCAGCCGAGGGGCCAAGGUAUGGGACCUUUCGGAGCCCAUGGCCAAAGAAUGCCCCAGCAAGGCUACGCAGGACCCCGUCCUCAAGGCAUGGGUAUGCAGGGCAUGAAAAGACCAUACCCCGGGGAGCCAAACUAUGGUGGGCAGCAGUAUGGACCAAACAACCAAUUCCCUAACCAGCAGGGGCAAUACCCAACGCCCAACGCCUCCAGGCCGCUGCCAUCCCCCAACUACCCCGGCCAGAGGAUGCCUGGACAGCAGCUGCCGGGCCAAUACCCACCACCCAGCGGUGCCAUGGGACAGUUCUAUAAGCAAGAGCCCCCCUUUAACGGCCAAACAAAUAACUUCUCUGGCAGUGGAUAUCAGUACAGCCAGGGGAACAUGAAUGGGCCACCCAGACCUGUGGGAAACUACCCUCACUCCCCAGUGCCAGGCAACCCCACCCCUCCAAUGACCCCAGGAAGUAACAUCCCUCCGUACCUGUCGCCAAACCAGGACGUGAAGCCCCCCUUCCCCCCCGACAUCAAACCAAAUAUCACCGCUCUCCCUCCUCCUCCAGCUAACCACAACGAGGAGCUGCGUCUGACGUUCCCAGUGCGGGACGGGGUUGUCCUAGAGCCCUUCAGGCUAGAGCAUAACCUGGCUGUCAGCAACCACGUGUUCCACUUACGGCCCUCUGUGCACCAGACGCUCAUGUGGAGAUCAGACCUGGAGCUGCAGUUCAAGUGUUACCACCAUGAAGACCGACAGAUGAACACCAACUGGCCUGCGUCGGUACAAGUCAGCGUGAACGCCACACCGCUCACCAUCGAGCGGGGCGACAAUAAGACCUCCCACAAACCCCUGCACUUGAAACAUGUCUGCCAGCCAGGGAGGAACACGAUCCAGAUCACUGUCACUGCCUGCUGCUGUUCCCACUUGUUUGUGCUGCAGCUGGUCCACAGGCCCUCAGUCCGCUCAGUGCUCCAGGGCUUACUGAAAAAGCGUCUUCUACCUGCAGAGCACUGCAUAACCAAAGUUAAGAGGAACUUCAGCAGCGUAGCAGCAUCAUCGGGCAAUACGACGCUCAGCGGAGAGGACGGCGUGGAGCAGACGGCCAUCAAGGUUUCCCUCAAAUGUCCGAUCACCUUCAGGCGAAUACAACUUCCAGCAAGAGGUCAUGACUGCAAACACGUUCAGUGUUUUGAUUUGGAAUCAUAUUUACAAUUGAACUGUGAGCGGGGAACAUGGCGAUGUCCUGUAUGCAAUAAAACAGCGUUGUUAGAGGGACUGGAAGUGGACCAGUACAUGUGGGGAAUCUUAAAUGCAAUUCAAAACUCGGAGUUCGAGGAGGUGACCAUCGACCCGACGUGUAGUUGGCGACCGGUGGCUAUCAAAUCUGAAAUCCAUAUAAAGGAGGAUCCAGAUGGACCGCUCGCCAAGAGGUUUAAAACGAUGAGUCCCAGCCAAAUGAUCAUGCCCAAUGUGAUGGAGAUGAUAGCUCAGCUCGGCCCCGGACCCUCGCCGUACCCGUUACUACAAUCUCAGCAAGGGGGCAACAGCAACGAAUAUGGCAGCGGAGGCAACAGUUACCAGGGGCACGGGAACUUCGAUUUCCCUCAUGGGACACCUGGUGGUACGUCGAUGAAUGAUUUUAUGCACGGCCCCCAGCUGUCUCACCCACCUGACAUGCCCAACAGCCUGAUGACCCAAGAUAAGCCCCUCUCCCACAACAUGCCUGACUCAAUACCUCACUCUGCUGGCAAUGACCAGUCACACGGCCCAUUGCAGCAGAGCUUACACGCUUCUCCACACCCUGGGAGCCAAUCAGGGCAGCAGCUACACCACAGCGGGCCUCCUCAGCCGCAGCGACAAGCUCCACCUCCUCAGCAGCAGCAGCAGCAGCAGCAGCAGCAACAACAACAUCAACAACAACAACAACAACAGCAGCAGCAGCAGCAACAACAACAGCAGCAUCCUGGUCCUAACAACCAUCCCCACAGCGACCUCGCCUUCAACCCUUCGAGCAGUUUGGACAGCCAAGCGGGGUCGGACAUGCCGGAGCCAUCUCUAGACCUUCUUCCAGAGCUUGCGAACCCAGACGAGCUGCUGUCGUACCUAGACCCACCGGACCUCCCCAGCAAUAGCAACGACGACCUUUUAUCACUUUUCGAAAACAACUGAGGCAAUUCAGACACAUGAACUUCUCUGACUGCCUGCAGUUUCAGUACUUGACAAACACAAAGAUGCACUCCCUUUCUCUUCUUCCUCGUGUACAGUUUUCAUCGGCCAGCGCAGAUUGACUGAAAGAGGUUUAAAACUCAAAGACACGACAGGAUCCUUCAUGGUGAUACUUGUGCUCUGUGCAGCUAUACUCAGUUGUUUGUUUUGUUUUUUUUUACACACAGGUGUUUGUGUGCACAUAAGUUACAUGUUGUAGCAUUUUUUAUUCAUUUUUUUUUGUUUCCUUUUGAAAAGAAAAAGGAAUUCACUGUAUAAGAAAAUCAGAGAAAAAAAAAACAAAACCCUGCGCUAUCUGGCCAGUGUGCACUCUGUCCAAUGUUGUUAUUCCGAACUGAGAGGCAACAACUCACUGGUGUCUCAGCUUCAUUCCCUGACUGCUCUGGUUAGUCGCACUGUCGUUUGUCCACCACACAUCAUUUAAAAGCACAAGAGAUUUUGGCAAUGCAAAAAAAAACAAAAAAACACCAGAUACACCAGGAAACUGUUUUACGACGAAAAACAAGAAUUUAAAAAGUAUAUAUCUGUCCUUGAUGAAAUGUUUUUUUACAGGCAUUUUGGCAUUUAAAAAAAAAAAACAUUUUUGGGAAAGAUUGGCUUCCACUUUUUCCACAAUUUGAUACAAACGUAUUUUUGACAGAUAAAGCGAUUUCCCUAAAGGCUGUCAAAACACAACAGGGAAGAUUUUGGCCCCCAUUUAAAAGAAGAACGUUUUUAUUGCAUACCUGCACUUCCAACAUGUUGUAUAGUUAUCAUCCUCGGGCACAGAGGAGUGAUUAUAACGAAAAUGAGAGGUACAGAAUGAAAGAUUGGAGCCUGCUGCAUUUACUGCUUCCUGCUACGACUCCUUCCAAUGCCGCCUGCGUUUCUGCAACGUUGCAUCUCUCUCCCUGUUAAAUGAUGUGCUGUUUUAACUAGUCUACAAAGUGCAUGUGUGCCAAGCCCUUGUCUAGUGCUGUUGCAAGUGGUUAAAAAAAAGAUAGUGUAGUUUUUUUUUAUCAGUUGCUGUUUCCAUUGCUAUUUUUUGUUUUUACAUUUUUGUUUUGGAUUUUUUUUGUCCGAUUUAUUUAACACUAACAUUGAAGGGAUAAUGCUGAUAUCAGCGAUACAUUUCUCAUGUAUUUUCUUGAUAUACUGUGUUUUGUUUGUGUUGUUGUUGUUUUUUUUUUUUUUUCUGUUGCUGCAUAAUUCAACUAUCCGUAAUUCUUUUGGGAAACUGCUCAACAUCACCAAAGUAAUAAGGAGGAGUGUGGAGAUGUCUGUCUUUGCUUGGUCUUGCGCGAAAGUGAGUGUAAGUGUGAGAGAGUGUGUGUGUGCAUGUGUGUGUGUGUGUGUGUGUGUGUGUGUGUGUGUGUUUGGUUAUAUGGAUUUUAAAGAUAUAGGGGGAGGUCAAAUACAGUUUAUCCAUCACUGCUGUUCAAAAAGAAGUGGUUUUUAGAGCAGUAUUGGUGCAGACUUUUGCCACGUUUGUUUUUUCGAUUUCACUUUUUGAGAAGAGUGCUGUUCAGUAUGCAAAUGUAUUAUUUUUUAUGAAAUGCCUAUUGUACUGUAAAUAUCAUUGUGAAUAUUUUUGUAUCAUCUUGAUAAUGUUUGUCCUUUGAUCAUCAGUCGUCCGACUUAACCCGCCAUGUUACGCUCCCAAAAAAAAAAAAAAAAAAAUACAA